AUGUCUAUGGGAGCAUCAUACGAAGACUAUAGUACUCUCUUCUACACCAGGUCAAUUCCAGUGGAGCCUGCCGGACAAGCACAAUCUGGUUACACUAUUGCUUUGCUUCUGGUGAUUGCCUUAUCUGCUGCCUUAUUGACUGAUGUUAAGAGUCAGAGUAUCCGGUCAUAUUUCACCAAUGCUCUUAUUGCCAGUGCCUCUAUUGGAUACGGUGCAGUGGCUGUGUCCAACUAUGUAGGUGUCUAUGUUUAA
Lizanozyma spartinae is the source of this 252-nucleotide messenger RNA. RefSeq lists its product as uncharacterized. Bases 1 to 252 code for a protein of 83 amino acids. The record is from RefSeq and is a predicted model, not a curated record. The transcript has 2 exons. Gene Ontology annotation, biological process: protein N-linked glycosylation. NCBI's taxonomy places the organism in Eukaryota, Fungi, Ascomycota, Pichiomycetes, Serinales, Debaryomycetaceae.